Molecule: messenger RNA, 1435 nt
Organism: Pseudo-nitzschia multistriata
Lineage: Eukaryota; Bacillariophyta; Bacillariophyceae; Bacillariales; Bacillariaceae
Source: the annotation of a GenBank genome assembly
CUGUACUACCGGUACGUAUCCGCAUGCCGCGAUGUCAACAAACAAAAUCGAAACGAAUUUUACCUGCACAACCCGCAGAAGACCAUCUUUGCCCAGGCCAAGCGAAGAAAGAUCAACGGACCAGAACAUCAAAAGUAUUUUUUCAAUGAUGACAACAAUUUGCAAGAGACUCUCAGUCCUCUCCUUACUCCUCGCGAUCACAUGGUCGACUACGUCGGGAUUCUCGACUGUAACGUCAAGUAGCCAUCGUGUCGCGACGACGAGUAUAUCGGUGGCUACAGAGGCUUCGAACGAUUUUGGAUCCGCUAUGCCCGAGGACGUUGAUCCCCAUGAUAUUAUCGGUGUCAAACCCGAACUUCUUGCGAUUGGCAUCAAUGCCACCGAAUUUUUGGAAUGGAUCGGAACGUGAGUUUGAAAGAAUAUUCUUGAAUUCCAGUACAGCGUUUCGACAAUCGAGAAUGCCAGAAAUCCACCGUAGUUUCGUUCUUGUCUUAUUUAAUAUUUUCUUUGUCCUCUACGUACCGGUAUAUCGAAUUAAUACCAAUCGGUGUAAAGAAAAGAGGAUUUGAUGGAAAAAUUGCAGGCCGAUUUCAAGUCCUACAAUUCAGAGCGAGUCGAAGAAGAAGCCGACAAAUUUAUGAUGGAUGCUGAAAAUGUUAAUAUGUACAUCAAGUAUCUGAAGGAUAGGAAGGCAAACCCAGCAAAAUAUGCAAACGAAGCCUUGGAAGCUGAGUUGUCCUUGUAAGUGUGUGCGUUGUAGUUUUUUAAUUUCAUCUUGUCAUUGUCAUUCUUGUUCCAGUAUCUUAUUUUGUACCUUAUUUUUCCUCGACUUCGUAAAUAGAUCCAACCCGAAGACAGCAGCUACAUAUGCGGCAUGGCUGAUUGGUGGUGUAUCCUUCGGUGUUCUCAGGGAAAAAUAUAUCGAUCCAAAGUUGGCAUCGGGAGAGUGGAAGGGUAUCACACUCGACUUGCCAUUCCUGCACAAAGCUGACGCAGCUGCUGAGGCCGCAAGCACUCUUACAUCGAAGGCAAAUAUUAUUGUAGAAGGAAUCGCAAACAUCAACGAUUCUGUUGAUUUAUUGGGUUAAUAAUCGUCGCUGCACUACUCAUGAACCUCGAAGUGAAUAUUUGCGACUUCGAUUUGAGUUUACACCGCUCAGAUUGUCGUGGGCGAUUUGUUGAAUGCAUUGAUUAGCAAUUCUUGAGACGAUUGGCAUUGAUGCUGUCCCUACAAUACUUGGCAGAAUCCUGGUUCGGUUCACGUCCCAUUCUCUCGGGAAUAAUAACAGCGAGACAGAAGCUAUGACGCAGAACAGUAUUUUUCUUGAAUGGGCUCCUGUAAUCAUCAGGAACGAAACCCAUUAUCUUAUCUCUCAGAGGUAUUUACUAGUGCCGUCGUAGAACGGAAUUAGAGCUAUUAUAUCUACAUCAAACA